CUCUUUUGCCUUGUGGAUUCGCUGCGAAUAAGACCCCUGUACCAUGCCGCAAGAAACGGACAGCCGCCAUGGGGUAAUUUCUUCAUGAAGAUGCGCAGGCAAUACACAGCUGUGUGUGGGCACUUCUGCCUGCACUUCCGCCCCUCUGUCCUUGCCCUCAGGCCGUCCCUCGAUUACUUCGCUGCAAAUCUCGCCCAUUUGCACUGCUGGCUGCCCUCGCGACGGUCCUCCUGUGCGCCGAUGCAGCCAACAAGCAGGAGAAGCGUCCAUCUGGCAGCCUGGAGGCGCCACACGAUGCGGCCCGAAGAGCCAUGGCCACAGACCAGACGACCGACACCAAAACGGGUUCCUCGGCGCUGCUCGAGGAAGCCAUGAUGGGUUCAGCCCGGCUGGACGCCGAGGCCCACAGGCUGUCGAGGGCGAUGAGGAGGGGUGGGGCGGUGGUAUCUGUGUCUUAUGAGAGCUUCCUCUAUCCGCUGUUCAAGUCCAUCAACAACGGCACCACUGAGGGACUCGCGAAGCUGCUGGAAGAGGCGGAGAAGUCACAGCAGUCACAUGGCAGCAGCGCCCUCGAGCUGGGGCAGAUGCGCGAGGACGAGUGGCGGGACCUCAAGUCCAGCAGAGGGGAGGGCUGGGUCGACCACGGCCUUGACAACGUGCUGGUGCUGCUCAUCACACACAGGGACGGCUUUCUCAGCGAUAGAGAGCGGGUCAUGCGAACGUGGGGCAAGCACUGCCCCCAUCUGCUGACCGUCUUGGGUGUCAUGCCUGAGAUUCCCGACGGGAGGAAGGGCCAGGUGACGGACGUGGAGAAGGUGCACCUGGUGGGAGGGGAUAUAGAUGGGUAUAAGGCGUUGUACAAGAAGAUGCUCAAGACGUACAUGUGGCUGUGCGGGGCGGAGGAAGCUAAGCCCUACAGCUGGUUCAUCAAGGUGGGCGACCAGUGCAAAAGAAAGAACACAGCGAGAGGAGGCUUUCUGUGUACAUAUCUAUGGAUGUGCUUGUUGGUUUCCGACAGUUCGACACGGACGCCUUCUUAGUGACGUACAAUCUCGCAGCCGCACUAAACGCAUUCGACAGCCCCGACACAAAGGUACGUCAGUCAGAUCAACACAACACAGCCAAUUCCCUCACACGCGCCUCUAUGUCUUGUGUGUAUGUGCCCCUCACCUCCUGUCUGUCAGCCGUACUACGUCGGGCAGCGGAUGCUCUACAAGGGCAAAGACUACGCCAGCGGAGGAGCAGGUCCAACCAACAUGCCGCCCGCACAGGCCACUACCACCACCACCACAACACACACACACACACAUCUGUGUCUGUCUUUUCCUGCCUGCCUGCGUGCCUGUGUGUAGGUUACAUGAUGUCCAAGGGCCUGAUGGCCACCAUGUGCCAGCCCCCCGUGUCAGGAGGGGUCGGCUCCAGUGGCUGGGAGAACUGCUACCUGCAAGACCUUGAGACGCUCGACUUCUGGGUGGGGGCCGAGUAUUGGGGGCGGCCUGAAGACCUCUACAUCGGCCUCUGCAUACAGAAACACGCAGGUGGGGUGAGGACCGACCGGGCCGCGUCAAGUCGUCAACUGGCUGUGUGGUGUGUGUGGUGUGUGCAGGUGUGCAGGUGACCUCUGUGGCGGGGUUUGACUCCUCCCGGCCGCAGUGGGCGGAGAGGGACGAGAAUGAGUUUUAUCGUAUGCGGAGCCUGCAGCAGCCACCGGUCAUCACCCUUCACUACAUCACCAAGCUGUUCUUCUACCAGCUCUAUGCGGCCUUUUAUUGACCACGAGAAGAAUCAUUUGUGGUGCUGUUGUGUGCGUGGUUUGAAGUGUGUGUGUCUGUGUGUGUGUGUGUGUGUCUUUGUGUACGUGACGGACAGCGGCCUACCUACAGCUGUACAUAUGUGAGGGCUGAUGGCGAUGAGUGAGUGCAUAUUGGGGGGGGUUAUUGAGCACAAUUAAUUGCAAAGGCAUUACAUAGUAAUCUUCUGACGAAUGGACGGACCAUUGGAUGGAUGGAUGGAUGGCAAAUGACAACAAGAAAGGAGACACUGCAUCGAUCCUGUAGUCUGCUCAUCAGCC
Vitrella brassicaformis is the source of this 2071-nucleotide messenger RNA. The record is from the annotation of a GenBank genome assembly. NCBI's taxonomy places the organism in Eukaryota, Vitrellaceae.